AGAUGAUAAUAUUUAUAAAGGAGGUGUAGCCGUCAUUUAAAUGGAAAAGUUUACUGUUUAAUACUUUAAACAAUUAAAUUCAACUUGCAGUAAUUAUUGCAUAAUUGGUGUGUCUCAUCUCACAUAUUGAUAAAACAACUUCGUAAUUCAUCAUGACGUUGUUUCAGUGUCGCAGAUUUCAAUUCUUCGAUUUGGAAAAGGUGGAUUUGGACAUUAGCAUUAAAGAACAUUUAAAGGGUUCCAUCGUUCGGUGCGGAUCCUCUGGGCGUGGUCGUGUCCUUGUUGGAGAUUCUGAGGGAUCCGUGCAUUCCAUUUCGAGACAAUUCGAAACUAAAGCUGUAGCUCAUGCCCAUUUGAAAGGACUCAUUCAGAUUCAUCAGCUCAAAAGUUCUCCAUACGUCAUCACUUUGGGGGAAGAUGAACCUGGUCUGUACUCCAUUAAAGUUUGGGACGAAGGCCCACUGGAACAAGAUGCAACAAAGACUCAACUACUUUUGAAAAAGGUUAUCAGAUUUAGCAGACUUCCCACGUGUUUCGCUGUGCAUGAAAAUUUGACAUUGUUGGCCGUUGGUUUUGAAGAUGGCGAAAUUCAGCUGUAUAGAGGCGAACUUACCCGGGAGCGAAAUAUUAGGGCACGAAUUUUAUUACAUGAAGCCGAUCAUGGAUCAAUUACUGGAUUGUUUUUCAAAACCAUGAACUCAACAGUGAUCCUGUACGCCGCAGCACAAAAUGCAAUCAUACCGUUUGAUGUUACAAGUAAAGAUAAAGAAAUGAAGUUUCCUGGAGAUAAGAAUGGAUGCGAAAUGUAUUGUAGCUGCUACUCCGAAGGCUCGUCUGAAGAUCACUUUAUUGUUGGAAGAAGCGACGCUGUUUACUGUUACACGCAUGAAGGUCGAGGUCCUUGCUAUGGCUUUGAUGGAGAAAAGCACAUGCUAUACUUUUUUCGUGGUUAUUUAGUCAUCAUUGCACUCUUAUCAAAAGACACAUAUAAUCUUACGAUUUUCGAUUGUGCCAACAAAUUUGUUGCCUUUGCGUCUUCACUCCGUUCUCCGGAACCAAUUAGAGUGGCUGCGUGCGAAUGGGGAGUUUUAUUCUUACUCACUGCAGACGGGACCUUUUGGCAAUUAAAAGAAAAAGAUUUGCAAUCUAAGAUGGCCGUGUUUUACAAGAAAAAUCACUACGACCUGGCCAUAAAAGUUGCAAAAAGCAACAAUUUUGACGCUGAGGGAAUGGCAGAUAUAUUCCGACAAUAUGGAGAUCAUUUAUACAACAAGGGAGAGUUGGACGGAGCGAUUCGACAAUAUUCGAAAACUGUUGGAAAAUUAGUCCCUUCAUACGUCGUCAGAAAGUAUUUGGAUGCUUCUCGAGUUCUGAAUCUCUUAGAGUACUUGGAAGUUAUUCACAAACUUGGUUAUGCUACCCCUGAUCUGACAACAUUGCUAUUAAAUUGUCUGACCAAAUUGAAACUGAACGAAAAAAUUGAACAUUAUGUCAGAGAUCCAUCAUGCGAUUUUCUAGAACCUGAAACAGCAAUUCAAGUUUUUCGCAAAGGCGGAAUGUCGAAACAGGCAUACCAAUUGGCCAAGCAGCAUAAUUUAUAUGGCAGUGCUUUACAGAUCUUGCUGGAAGAUGUUAGGGAUCCAUGCAAAGAAGAUUUGUACGAAGUACUUGAAAAUGUUGUCCAAGAUGAAAAGGCAGAAGAAAUAUUGAGACGAUUUGGAAAUACUUUGGUGCAACUAGUUAGUCAAACGGAUCCAAAAGCAACAGACGCAUGGAAAAAGAUUGUCAGUCUUCUCUGUAAAUCAUCCGUGAAACGAGAACUUGUCGAUUUAUUCAUUCCGAACAAAGAAAUACUAGUUCCACUGCUUGAAAACAUUUCCCAGGAAUUUACACCAGAUGACGGACCUCUGAUGAACCUGCUUCUCGAAGCAUACUUGGAACACUGGUCAAAAAACAAAGAUACUGAUGUCAUUAGUAAAGAGAAAAUCCUAGCCUUGCUCUCAAAAGCCCCCGACUGUGCAUCCUGGGAUUGGCCGAGAGCUCUAUUAGCUUGCAAAAUGGCUGAAUUCAGCCCAGGGGAAAUUAUCGCUUACGAGAAACUAGGAUUGUAUAACGAUUUACUCGAAAUAAAAUACAAAGCAGCCUUGUCUGACCCAGAAUUGUGGUCUAAUUUCUUGGAAACUUGCAAAAAAUAUGCCAAAAACAAGCCAACAUUGUGGAAAGAAGGCUUUUACAUCAUCACAAUUCCUCACGACCCAAAUAAUACAGGCGAAAAUGAUGCAAAUGCCACCUGUCCUGGAUACGUCGUGCAAGAAAUUUUAACCAAACUGCUCGACGAAAAUUUAAUGGAACCGUUACCAAUUUUGGAUCGAAUGUGCCGUACUCGAAUCAAACUUGGAACUGCGAGACAAUUUUUGACAAAAAUUUUAGAUCGCAAGGAUAUCGAAGAAGAUAAGGAAGAAAGUCGGAAACUUUUAAAUAAAACUGCAGACGUUCGUAAACGGAUCGAGGACAUUCGUACAAAACCAUCUACCUUCCAAAGCAUAAGAUGCAAUGCUUGUUCUCAGAAACUAGACCUUCCUUCAGUCCACUUUUUAUGUUUGCAUUCCUUCCACCAACACUGCUUUGAUAGUUACGCUACAAAUGAGAAAGACUGUCCCAUCUGUUUUCAAAAGCAGAAGGAAAUGUUGGGCUCUGAAGCUGCAGAGAGAAAACUGUCCAAAGCAGCGCUGGAUGCGGAUUUUACACUCAAACUAAGUAACGCUAGAGCCAAUUCGUUUACCGUACUUGCAGAGUUUUUCAGUAAGGGGAUUUUCCGAGAUGAAAAUCAAAUUGGAGACAACAAAGAUCCAAAAACAGAAGUUCAGAAACUGCGUGUCCCAACAGAACAGGCUUUCGAUUCAUCAUUACAAGCAGGCAAAGUUACCGAGGCCCGGCUUCGCCUUCAUGAAGGGUCAAUGGGAAGUUAUCCCGGUGAAAGUGACGGAUCAGCCCCUAUUGAAACGUAUCUCGAGUCCAUGCGGACAUCACGACAUGUCCCAAUGUCCAGCAGCCUUGGGACAAGUGGGUCCUUUGAAGCUAGAAGGUCACCUAAUACCCAACCAAAACUGGGAACAAAUCUUCCAUUUCCUCGCGUCCAUACGUCUCCAGCACCUCCGAGAAAAUCUGAAGUUUCGAAACCACAACCACCCUCGACCAUUUCUGCCGCAGUGGCAGCUCAAAGCUCAAAAAGUGUGGAGCCCAAAAAUCCAUUUGAAGAAGAUGAAGACAAAAACAAUCCAUUUUUAGAAGCGGAAGAAGUUCCUCCACAACCCAAAAAUCCGUUUGAAGAAGAUGACGACUAUGAUUCUAGCCUCAACCCAUUUGCUGAGUAAUGUCCAAUCAAACAAGCUUCUGAAGGAGAUAAAUAUUUAAAUUUAACUCGAAUAUUCCAACAAACUAAAGACAUAUUUUGCAAGUUUUAUUUAUUUGAUACUGUGCCACACCUAUUUACUUUGUGAUAAUGUAAUUUGAUGAAAUACAAAAUUUCAUUACCGACGUUCAA
This is a messenger RNA of Folsomia candida, 3544 nucleotides long. RefSeq names its product vacuolar protein sorting-associated protein 11 homolog (gene Vps11). Gene Ontology annotation, molecular function: protein binding; protein-macromolecule adaptor activity. The record is from RefSeq and is a predicted model, not a curated record. Gene Ontology annotation, cellular component: endosome; HOPS complex. Bases 153 to 3374 code for a protein of 1073 amino acids. The transcript is spliced from 21 exons. Gene Ontology annotation, biological process: intracellular protein transport; endosome organization; vacuole organization. Lineage: Eukaryota; Metazoa; Arthropoda; Collembola; Entomobryomorpha; Isotomidae.